Messenger RNA from Pogona vitticeps (central bearded dragon), 3584 nucleotides. It is a transcript of the gene POPDC1, whose product is annotated as popeye domain cAMP effector 1. Gene Ontology annotation, molecular function: cAMP binding. The record is from RefSeq and is a predicted model, not a curated record. Gene Ontology annotation, cellular component: sarcolemma. Lineage: Eukaryota; Metazoa; Chordata; Lepidosauria; Squamata; Agamidae. Gene Ontology annotation, biological process: regulation of membrane potential; skeletal muscle tissue development; striated muscle cell differentiation.
AGCAUGUUCCGGACGCCGCCUGGAGAAACCACCGGCCUUUUUCAGAACCACUCCACCGAGCGACACGGCUGGGGAGAUAAGAGCCACCCGAUCAGUGACCCCCGCGCCGUCCAGCCACCGGGAGGAGGGGGAGGGGGGCGCGAAGGGGCCCCCCGCCCGGGCAGCGCCUGCGCUCUCAGCCUCCUCUCGCCUGCCUCGGAGGUCGACGCGGCAGGCAGGCAGGCAGGCGUCGGAGCGGGAGCUGGCGAGCGCCCGAUGCCUAUUUUAGUCAAAAACCUCCGCUCGGGGGGAUCGAGCGCGCUUCCCGCAGGCUCCUCUAGGCGGCGCCGGAGAGCGAGAGGGUGCCCUCGGAAGAAGGAGCCGGUCGCCGCCCGAGGGGCCGCCGAAGAAAGUCCGGAGAAGGAGCCUCGGAGGCGACGGGACGGGGAAGGGCGCCAAGCGGACACUUCAAGAUGAGCGUUAUGGAAGCCAAUUCAGUCCCAGUGACCCCUUUAAGUUCCGUCCCAGAUUUCAGAAAUGGCACCUCAGUGCCUUUGAAUGAAACAAUGUGUGAACACUGGAGAGAAAUUCACCAUCUGGUUUUUCAUAUGGCCAAUAUUUGUUUUGCAGUUGGACUGGUUAUUCCGACAACAUAUCAUCUUCAUAUGAUUGUUCUACGAGCCAUGCUAACAAUAGGAUGUGCACUUUUUAUCAUCUGGGCAACACUUUUCCGGUGUGGUCUGGAUAUAAUGAUCUGGAAUACAGCAUUUCUUGUUAUCAACCUUCUCCAUUUUCUGUACUUGUUGUACAAGAGAAGACCAAUAAAUAUAGAUAAAGAACUUAGCAGUCUGUAUAAGAGAAUGUUCGAACCACUCCAUGUGCCUCCAGAGCUGUUCCAAAGACUGACAGGACAAUUCUGCAACAUUCAGAUGCUAAAACCAGGUCAAGCAUAUGCUGCAGAGGACAAAACAUCGGUGGAUGAUCGAUUAAGUAUUCUGCUAAAAGGAAAAAUGAAGGUCUCCUAUCGAGGGCAUUUCCUGCAUAAUAUUUACCCCUGUGCCUUUAUAGAUUCUCCUGAAUAUCGAUCAACUCAGAUGAAUCGGGGUGAAAAGUUCCAGGUCUCUAUUACUGCUGAUGAUAACUGCAAAUUCUUGUGCUGGUCCAGAGAGAGACUUGCUUAUUUUCUGGAAUCAGAGCCAUUUCUUUUUGAAAUUUUUAAGUAUCUUAUUGGAAAGGAUAUUACAAACAAGUUGUACUCAUUGAAUGAUCCCACUCUAAAUGAUAAGGCAUCUCAAAAAAUUGAUCGGCGGCCCAGUCUGUGUUCGCAGCUCUCUGUGAUGCAAAUGAGAAACAGCAUGGCUAGUUCAAGUGAUGGUGAAGAGGGCUUGCAACAUUUCCUCCGUGGGACGUCCACUGCCUCCUCUCUCCGCCCACCGUCCCCUCACUUAAGAACAUCACAAAAAAUGAAACCUAUUGAAGAAAGUGUGGAAGAUGAUGUCUUUGAAGUUCCAUCUACUGAUCCAUCUGAAUCUCAAGUGACCUCAAUGGCCUGAAUUCUGGUCAUUUGCACGAGUAUGGCAGACAGGGAAAGACAUGUUGAUGAAAUGAUUAAAGUGUGUGUGUGUGUGUUUUGCUUUGGUGUUUUUUUUUGCCACAAAAUAGCUUCUUAGUAUAUUUUUAUACGUUGACCCAACUCAUAGGGCCUGUGCGUGGCAAUGGGACUUGGAACAAUUAUUCCAGUGCCUAGGUGGGUGGACUGUCUCAUCUUUGUUAGUGAGUGAUAUUCAUGCCGAGGUCCAGUCUCUUCUUUUCAAAAUAAUGAAUUAUUUGUAGCCACCAGAAAUUGCUGGACUGGAGAAAAUGGAAUUGAAAUUGAAGUCUUAAAUAAAAAAUGUCAAGAACAUUGAUUUUAAGUCACUUUGCAGUGACAUCCUAUAGAAAGCUGUGCCAUCCGUUGUGCAUGUUCAUUUUGCUAGUAAAUGGAUCUUUGAUACUUGACUGCUUUUUUAAAUAUGAUGCAGGUUGUUUCCAACCAUUGUAAGUCUGGUGGUGCACUUGCAGGAUGAGACUUUUUUUCACAACAGGCUGAGGAAAGGAGUUGCAUUGACUAAGUCCAGCCCUGCCUAAUAAGAUUACUAGCUCAGCUGCUGCACAGCAUGCCAUAGAGAUAUUCUAUCAUGUGUGUGCUCCCUUCCACAGUGCUGAUGCUGAGGUAGGUUCCUCCUCCAAAGUAGACUUUUAAUAAUGUUUAAUCAGAAGUAUACUUUUAAUCCUCUCUCUCUCUCUCUUUUGGUGGAGUGAGAUAAUAUUACAAUAACUAGGUUAAUUACAUUUCUUUUGAGCAGUCCAACAAUGUGCCAAGUGUUUAAAAGUGGUACAAAUGUGUGGUGCAGAUAAGCAUGCCCACUAUAGCAGGACCUUAGGCUUAUACUAUUUGCAAUGUUACACUAAAAAGAAUGACAAUGUAAUCCCAUCCUUACUGAAUGAUAUGAGAUUGAUUCAGGAUUAGUUUUCAGUGUGUGGGAGGGCUUCACUCAUGGAAGGUACCUUUGCCUGGUAGUGGAUUGCAGAGUCCUUGUACCACAGCUCACCAUGACCAGCCAUGGGUCCCAGACCUGGAGGUACUAUUCUCAGGCAUCUAGAGAAUCUGCCAUGGAGCGGAGGGGGAAGGGAGGCCCACUUCAACGAGUUCAACUGAAUGUAAAAAUGGUGUGGAGCUAACAAAUGUUUUAUAUAUGUUUAUAGUGCCAUGCUUUUCCCCAGGAAUAGGAAUUAUCUAGUGCUGUUAUUCAUUGUGCUGUUAAAUACACAGUUGGAUAUUAUCCAAAUUAUUGUAUAGUAAAAUGGAUUCUUUGACAUAUAUCUGAUGGGAACAUCAACAAUCAACUGUAGCAUAUUUUUAUUUUAGUUGCAUUGUAAAGAUGUGUUGAGGCCUAAUUAAGGAGCACUUCCAUCCGAGUUGAUUUGAACUGGAUCUUUGUGUGUCUUCUCUCGCGUUGAAAUCAAUAGGACUUGAAAGUUAUUGUGGCUGAAUUUUCUAAAGUCAUCACAGUAACAACUGGUUUGGAAGACAAAUCAUAAGCAUCAGCGAGGCUUGUACUGGCAAGAACUUUGAAGAAAAUGCUUGAGAGGAAAUGCUUGUUAUUAGCAGAUGUCUCAAAAAUGAGAAACUACAAAUUUUUGUAAAUUGAUGCCUUUUUAAAGGCUAGAUACUUAAAAAAUCUCAUCUAAUAACCAUGAAAGUUAAUAUUUCUUUUUAAAUCAAGUGCUUAGCUUUUCCAAACAAAACUGCUGUUCUGCAGUGGUCUUAUUUGUACUCCUUGCUCUUUUGUAUAAAGUAAAUAGAUUUCCUACAGUUGGACUUUAUAGAAACGAAGUUCCCUUACAGCUUUACAAACAUUGUAAAAACAUCAAUGUGGCUGAUUUGGAUUAACCAAUUUGACUAUAAUUUGAACAAUAAUAAAUUUAGUAUGGCACAGUUAUAAGACUUUAUGUUGUUUCAUAUCUGCAGAGACAAUGGCCGAAGGUUAUUUUUUAAUAUGAAUGUACAUAUGAGAAAGAUGGAUUUAACAUGUGUACAAUAAAUCUAUUUAAAACAUUUUGAA